UUCACAGUAGUGGUUGAGGUGGAGGCAGUCAGUCAGCCUGCGACAGAACAACAAACGAGGACAGGUCGAGCAGCACACACAGUCGGUCCAUGUUUUAAAAGAAAAAGAAACAGUGAAACCCAAAGGAGAUGUGGAUUUAAACGUUAUUCUGUCGUUUUGAACGCGGGCUUAGUUACUUCUAGUUUGGUUGUCAUAGUGGCGGAGUGUGUGUCCGUUGUCUCUGGAGUGAGCACUAAGGAGGACUCCAUGAAAGAUGACAGAGGAGGUGAUUGUUGUAGCCAAGUGGGACUACACUGCCCAGCAGGACCAGGAACUUGACAUCCGUAAAAACGAGCGUCUCUACCUCCUGGACGACACAAAGACCUGGUGGCGUGUCCGCAACGCCGGCAACCAAACGGGGUAUGUGCCAUCAAACUACGUAGAGCGCAAGAACAGCCUGAAGAAAGGCUCGCUGGUGAAGAACAUCAAAGACACACUGGGUUUGGGAAAAACUAAGAGGAAGACAAGCGCCCGCGAUGCUUCCCCAACGCCAAGCUCAGACACAGAGUACCCCUCCAAUGGCAGUGGGGGCGGGGGCGGUGGCGGAGGAGGAGCUGCUGAAAGGAUCUAUGACCUCAACGUCCCCGCCGUGGUCAAGUUUGCCUACACAGCAGAGAGAGAAGACGAGCUGACCCUGGUCAAGGGCUCCAAAGUGGUCGUGAUGGAGAAGUGUAGUGACGGCUGGUGGCGAGGCGGUCAGGGGGGACGCGUGGGCUGGUUUCCCUCCAAUUAUGUCCUGGAGGAGCUCGGUGGGGCUGAUGAUAGAGAGGAAGGAGAUUCCUCACAGGGCUACCAGGGAGGCUCUCAAGGGACAUUGUUGGCAAACGGGCGUGCAGGCGGCCACGUUGCAGUGCUCCACUUAGUUCAAACGCUCUACCCCUUCAGCUCUGUGACGGAGGAGGAGCUGAACUUUGAGAAGGGAGAGGUCAUGGAGGUGGUGGAGAAGCCUGAGAACGACCCGGAGUGGUGGAGGUGUAAGAACUCACAUGGCGUGGUGGGCCUGGUGCCUAAAAACUAUGUGAUGAUUCUGGACGAGCGGCCCGGCCUGCCCUCCUCUACGUCGAGCUCCCCGCAGAACCGCUCCGUGGCACCGGCGCGCUCGGGGAAGUUCGCCGGGAGGGACUGGUACUACGGCAACGUCACCAGACACCAGGCCGAGUGUAUACUCAACGAGAGAGGAGAGGAGGGCGACUUCCUCGUACGAGACAGCGAGUCAUCGCCCAAUGAUUUCUCUGUGUCUCUGAAGGCGGCCGGUAAGAAUAAGCACUUUAAAGUGCAGCAGUCGGAGGGAGUUUACUGUAUCGGCCAGCGCAAGUUCGGCUCCAUCGAUGAACUAGUGGAGCACUACAAGAAAGCCCCCAUCUUCACCAGCGAACAUGGAGACAAGCUGUACCUGGUGAAAGCGCUGCUGUGAUUCACACAUCCUCACACCUACACUGGAUCUCACACACAUAAACACACACUCUUCAUACACACAUGAUACUAAUGCCACCCCCUAACUGUCUUAACUGAAGCCUUAGCUCUGGACCCUCUCGCUGCGGCGUCUGUACUACAUCCACUUUUAUCUGUCGCCCUCCAGUGGCGAUCAGAUGAAACUCUCUCUAGCUCUACAACCGAGCAGUUAACCCCAAGAAGGUGAGUAUUGUGUCAGCAAACACCCAGCUACAUCCUUCAUGUACGGCACAGUGCAUAAUAAGCCUCUGUCUUUUGAAUGUGCAGUGACCACAUCUGCUGCUAACAGGACGCCUGAGGCCUUGUCGGGGGUUGAGCUCUCUUUCUGAUGUCAUACAUAAUGUCCAUGUACUACCACGCACAUUGUAGGUUACACCAUUGCUCUUAAUCCACAUAGGAAGACAGACCUCUGAGGGACCUUACCUGUUGAAUUGCUGGCCAUUGUUUUAUUUUGUUCAUUUAUUUUUUUUAUAAGCAAUGCUUGUUCUAAGUUAACUUUUUUUUU
Sebastes umbrosus (honeycomb rockfish) is the source of this 1996-nucleotide messenger RNA. RefSeq names its product cytoplasmic protein NCK2-like. NCBI's taxonomy places the organism in Eukaryota, Metazoa, Chordata, Actinopteri, Perciformes, Sebastidae. The record is from RefSeq and is a predicted model, not a curated record. Bases 254 to 1453 code for a protein of 399 amino acids. The transcript has 4 exons. Gene Ontology annotation, molecular function: protein binding. Gene Ontology annotation, biological process: positive regulation of translation in response to endoplasmic reticulum stress; positive regulation of endoplasmic reticulum stress-induced intrinsic apoptotic signaling pathway; negative regulation of PERK-mediated unfolded protein response.